UAGGAUUUACUCGUUUAAAGCAAAUGAGGUAAUUUUGCCUUUACUCUCGCUUCAUCAACUUUCAACUCACUAAGGUAGUUAUCUAAACUUUGUUAUGAACUGGACACACAAAACAUUACUCGGCACAAAAACUGGUUCCCAUGCCCGUAGCCUUAACGUUGAACUUUGUAAAUUAAAAUUAUAAGCCGGUAUUAUUAUUAUUUUCUUUUUUUUAUUACUUUAACCACCAACAACCACAAACCAAAGCAUUGUCAAUUUAUUAUGGUAACUCGUCUUAAUCAGUAUUUUCUUAUUAUUAUAACAAUCCACUUUUAUUUUAUAAUGUUUUGUUUUAUUAGCGGAACUUUAUCUUCGUCGUCGUCGAAUUGUACGUCGCGUCGGUCGUCCGUUGAAACUUAGACAGACAAACAGACGUACAACACGCAAUUCACUUUCAAUUAUUUGAUUUGAUUUUAUGUUGUGGAAACUAGUUUUCCGGAAAGAAAGAAGUCUCACUUGUUUACUUUUGCAUCAUAUCAUUGUCUUGUCAUUCUGCUGUACAAAUCCUCCACCCAAAUUCACUUUUCUCUCUUUUGCUAAGUAGGUUGCGGAUGGUCGCUUAGAGUAGCUAGCUUGCAGAAAUGACCACUAAAAAAAGAAUUUGGUGGGAAAACUACAUCAAGAUUGGUUGCCUAUUUUGUAAUCCAUCAGCUCUUGUUGGACAUAGUUCCAUCAUCAUAUUAAACCGUUAGCAACGACAAGUGGGCAUAAAAAUUGCAAAACCAUUGAUGUGACUAUGUCACGUCACGUGCACCACAAACCACACCAGUCAAGUCAAGUCACCACCAAAAUGGAAUGGAAUGGGUAUGUUGGAAGAGUUGAAGUUGUACGUUGUACAAAAUGUACAUACACUUGAAAUUGUCUACGGAAGUAAUAGUUUUACCAGUUGUUAUAAUUUUUAUUUUUCGGUCAUGUGGCAAAUCGUAUAAAAACGUUGCAAAGCAUUUUCUAACACCGCACUUAACAGAGCGACAUUGAACAUUAAGGACAUCUAUAUCGUCUCAAAGACCAAAAGACAACAAUGGAACAAAUAAUAACGAUUUUGGCAGUUAUGUCAGCAUGCAUCGCUGCAAGAGUACCAAAUCGUUCAUCGGAUACGGCUUCGCUGGAAGUGGGAUACCCUCAACCGAUUUCAUUGGAUCGCUUUGAAGCCAUGCUCCAGAGGGCAACUGAAAUGUUACGAUCCCCAGCUCAAGUAGUUGAACCCGAACACAUCAGUGCUCAAGCAAAUUACAAUACAAAUAUCAGGGAUCCAGAGGCAAGCUAUUACAUGCCCAUCUAUCAGAAUGACAAGAAUCCACCACAAAAACUCGAUGCUAAAAGCCGACAGUUGCAAUUCAUGGUCCCACCAUCCGAGGAUAACCAGGAGUCAAAUUUUUACGUUAUCAAGCAGAAGAAACUACCAAAGAAGUUCAAAAAUGCAGCCAAACAAAUCAAUGUUAAGGUCAUUGCCGAAACAGCAGAACGAGAAGAAUUAAACAACGCCGCCGCCGUUGCUCAUGAAAGACCACAUCAUCAUGGUGGUGGUUAUAGCAACGAACAUAAUAUUAUCUUUGAUGAUACAUUCUUUGGAGUUGAUUCACAAGCUGCUGUUCCAGAUGAUGUGCCACAGGAGCAGAGUACCGAUCAUGGAUUUAUUGCUCCUUUAUAUGCGAGACGGAAUCGUAAGGCUGAGGAUUUAUUUGCAACUCAGAGUUCAAGGCGUGAAGCAAGAAUGAGAUUGGGAAUGCCAAUGACUAGGUUUUCUAUCAUAUAUUAAAUAUAAUACCGUAGGGCAUACAAAAUAAGAAUUAUUAUUUA
Molecule: messenger RNA, 1839 nt
Organism: Eupeodes corollae
Lineage: Eukaryota; Metazoa; Arthropoda; Insecta; Diptera; Syrphidae
Exons: 3
Coding region: 1061-1798 (245 amino acids)
Source: RefSeq, a predicted model, not a curated record